AUGGUCGUCAAUCGAGCCAAUAGCAGACUCAACGCCGGACGUAGCUCAAGUGUACGUCUCAAUCAGAGUAUCUCUAAGGUUAUUGGAGAUAGCGUCUGGGUGUGCGUCUUGCAGUUUGAAUAUGCUUUCAAUGACACUGAGCUCCGGAGCGGUGGUAUCGAGACCAGAAACAGCAAUCCAGUCGUUAACAACCAUACCUGCACCAACAACGGAAGAUCCACGGUUCACGGUACCUGCCACCAAAGGAACCUGGAGAAGCGACGAGAGUUCCUCUUGGUCUUGGAUCGAGGUUUGUGGAUGAACCAGACCUCCAGUGUUGGAGAGAGCGCAAUAGGAUCCAACAAGAACGUUACCGGCAAUGGUCUGUCUGAAAACCUCCACUCCUAG
Messenger RNA from Ogataea philodendri, 387 nucleotides. RefSeq lists its product as uncharacterized. NCBI's taxonomy places the organism in Eukaryota, Fungi, Ascomycota, Pichiomycetes, Pichiales, Pichiaceae. The coding region runs from base 1 to 387 and encodes 128 amino acids. The transcript is spliced from 2 exons. The record is from RefSeq and is a predicted model, not a curated record.